This is a messenger RNA of Cuculus canorus (common cuckoo), 2788 nucleotides long. RefSeq names its product spermatogenesis associated serine rich 2 like (gene SPATS2L). Lineage: Eukaryota; Metazoa; Chordata; Aves; Cuculiformes; Cuculidae. Gene Ontology annotation, cellular component: cytoplasm. The record is from RefSeq and is a predicted model, not a curated record. The coding region runs from base 97 to 1764 and encodes 555 amino acids. Gene Ontology annotation, molecular function: protein binding. The transcript is spliced from 12 exons.
CUGUUUUUGCAGGAGAUACAGUCUAUCGGGGAAGAUAGAAGAGUAAGAACUGAAACUGGAGUCAUUCACAGAAACAAUAUUCUCACCUGAAGAGAGAUGGCAGAAGUCAAUUCUCCUGUAAAUAUCAAGGAAAAGAUCAAUGCUAUCCGAUCAAUUGUUCCAAACAAAAGCAAUAAUGAGAUAGUUCUAGUGUUGCAGCAGUUUGAUAACAACGUAGACAAGGCUGUUCAAGCUUUCAUGGAUGGCAGUGCAGCUCAGGUUCUAAAGGAAUGGAAUAUGACAGGGAAAAAGAAGAACAAUAGGCGAAAAAGAAGCAAGUCUAAACAGCACCAAGGCAAUAAAGAACCUAAAAAAAAGAAUGGUGGACCUGAGAAGGCCUCUCAAGAGCCCCAGGGAAUAUAUGACUGCCAUCUGAAUGGAUGUUUUAAGGACAACUCUUGCAGUGGUUCUGCCAAUCAGAAACUGGGAGCCACUUCUAUUGGGAACAAAGGCUCGGAAUUUAUACGGUCAGCACCAGUCUGUCCAGAAAUCACAGACAAAGAACGAGGACAGCAGAGAGUAUCUGUGGAAUUAAACCCAAAGACUAUGAAUGGAGUAGAACAACAUGAAUCUCUUUGUUCAUCAGUUCAAAUCCAGUGUAACCUAGGCAGGCCAGAGUCAAAAUCUUCCUCAGUUAAAUCAUCUAAUGCUGCCACUCAACUUGAAGCAACGACAGAUGAUUCAGUCAAAAAAAGAGGGCCAAACAUUGAAAAAUCAGUAAAAGACUUGCAACGUUGCACUGUUUCUCUAACCAGAUACCGUAUGAUGAUCAAAGAGGAAGUGGAUAAUUCAGUGAAGAAGAUCAAAGCUGCUUUUGCAGAAUUACACAGCUGUGUCGUAGACAAAGAAGUGUCAUUAAUGGCAGAAAUUGGUAAAGUUAAAGAAGAAGCCAUGGAAAUCCUGACUGCUCGUCAGAAGAAAGCUGAGGAGCUGAAGAGACUGACGAACCUAGCCAGUCAGAUGGCUGAAGCACAACUGUCUGAACUCAGGGCUGAAAUUAAGCACUUUGUGAGUGAAAGGAAAUACGAUGAAGAGCUGGGCAGAUCUGCACAAUUUUCCUGUGAUACAGAACAGCUGAAGACCCAAAUUCAGCUCUUUGGAGAAAUUUCUCAUCCAAAGAACAACUAUUCCUCAAGGACACCAUGUAGUUCCAUGCUGUCCUCAAUGACCUCGCAUGCAACAACUGGCAAGCAAAAUACGCACACCCAGAAGUCCUCUGGUAACGCCAAGAACUCUGAUAAUAAAACAGCCACCACUAAAGGACAAAAUCAUCUUUCUUCCAAUCUUACAGAAUCUUCUUCCCAAGGGAUCAUGACAAAUAAGCAGAAUGGGCCUUCUAGCCAGAGACGAAGAUUCAAUCCUCAGCACCAAAACAUGCGGCUCAAUGGAUCUCUUAAGUCACAAGGUGCCAGUAAUGAGGCAGAUCAAAAUAACACAAGGAGCGGUUCCAGGGCUGAACACAGAAGGCAGCAGCAUAACAACUUCAGAUCUAAAAACAAAGGAGCGAUGAAAAAUCAAGAGCAGUCCACGACUACACGGACCCCAGAGAACCCGACACAUUCAGAAAAGACCCGGCGAAAGCAUCACACGCUGGACACUGCAGAUCUCAGGCCUUUCCAAGGCAAUGUUGGCAGGGUGUCGCAAUGCAAUUUGUGUCCUGCAAGGAUGGAAGUCUCCGCUGAUGCCACUGUUCUUUCAGUGCCAGCUGUGACUUUGGUGGCUUAAAAUGUCAUAGUGGUGGCGAGCAGAGAAAUUGAAUCUCUUCACUUUAGUUUCUUGCUCAAGAUGCUUGUUGGUGAACAAAAUAAGUCAGAACAUAGUCUUUUUAAAUCUGUUGCUGCUUAAAACUUGUUGGUAUCUUUAUUACUUACUAAUUAUCAAAAUUAAUUCGUACUUUCAAUGCUUUGCCCAUUAUGUUCACAGUUAUUUUGUCAUGCCAGUACAGAAUCUUACCAAAGCAGCAUUUACUUCUUAGAAAAAUGAAAUCUAGAUUGGGGGGGAAAAAAAGAUAAUUAAAUUCAUAAUAGCAAAAACCUGUUGUAGAUAUGAGGUUAUACCAGAAAACAUUUUUUAGAGCAGUCUGUGUUAGAAGGAUCCCAGGAAGGCUAUAUGCUGUGGUCUGCAAUGAAAUUAGAUAAUCUCAUAGAAUUUUUCAGCAAAUCUCUAUCCAUCUUUCUUUCUGUGCGUGUAUUGGUGUACGUGCAUGCACACUGGAUACACCAAGAGUAUUAUUAUAUACAAGAACAUUUGAAAAAAACAGUACAUUUGAUUUUAGCUUAUUAUUCCAUAAUCUGAGAUCUUUAAAUUCAAGUAUAAAUUGUAUUUAAUGUAUUACAUAUUGGUAUUUUUCAUCGACGAACUAUUUUUAUGAGGUGGAGGAAAAGUGUUCAUUUCUUAAGUUUGGACUGUGUAGAGUCCUGGCUGUUGUGUGCGCAGCCCUGCUCUCCAUCCAUACCAGCCACUUUUCUAUGAUUAGUUUGAUUUAUUUUUUUGCAUACAAAAAGUUGCAGGUGUUCUAGACUUGAAUCCAAAUUAUUUUUCUAUAUUUUUUGCUGUAGGAACCAUCUGUCCACAACGAGAGCAACUAAUGAAUUUGUUACAGCAACAUGCAGCAGAACGAGGAGGUACAUAUUUGAGCAGAUACUACAUCCUGAGUUUUCUGUUGAAAUAAAGAUCUUACUUAGUCUUAAUGUUCUGGUUCUGUAUUUCAGAAAACGUUUCUUCAAAAAAAUUAAAAGCAUCUUUCUAA